Molecule: messenger RNA, 2253 nt
Organism: Xiphophorus hellerii (green swordtail)
Lineage: Eukaryota; Metazoa; Chordata; Actinopteri; Cyprinodontiformes; Poeciliidae
Gene: znf576.2
Product: zinc finger protein 576, tandem duplicate 2
Exons: 5
Coding region: 138-1391 (417 amino acids)
Biological process (GO): regulation of transcription by RNA polymerase II
Cellular component (GO): nucleus
Molecular function (GO): RNA polymerase II cis-regulatory region sequence-specific DNA binding; DNA-binding transcription activator activity, RNA polymerase II-specific
Source: RefSeq, a predicted model, not a curated record
CUGUCCCCAUCACCACCAACGGCAACGCGCAGGAGGAAACGCACGAUCUAUGUGUUGUAUUUCUAGGGUCAACUCUCUCAGUCAAACUAGCUUCAAAAAGCGGCUCGAGCAAGGUUGUGUUGCAGCAGUGUCGUAGAAUGGACUCAGACAUUUUGAACAUAGAGGACAUAGUGAUGGGACGAGGCUUGCCAGAACCACCACCACCACCCGCACCUCCCCAUGAAAAGCCAGCAGCGCCAUACAAACCCGUCAUUCUGAACGGACCCCCGGUUCCUUCGGUCCAGUCCUACCAGCAUGAAAACCUGCAGUGCUUCCAGUGCUUCAUCACCUUCUGCAACGCCAAAGCCAAGGAGAGGCACAUGAAGAAGAGCCACAGGGAGGAGUACAAACAGCAGCUUCAGCAGGGAAACACACUGUUUACAUGCUACGUGUGUGACCGCACGUUUCUGUCGUCUGAGGAAUUAACGCAGCAUCAGCCGACACACAGCAACGACGACAAGCCUUUCAAAUGUGCUCACUGCAAGGAGAGCUUUAAAACGUUCUCCGAGCUCACAACCCACAGAAGACAGGUGUGUCCAGAGAAGCUGCUGGUGUGUAAAGAUUGCAGCCAGACCUUUCGCAGUCCUGGACUGCUGCGUGCCCACCGUCUGACCCAGCAUCCACGCCCUGAUGAGAACGCAGAACAGCCCGAGGAUCCAUCCAAGCCUCAUCGCUGUAAGAAGUGCGGCCAAGGAUUUGAAGCGGAGUCUGAGCUGCAGGCGCACCAGGAGAAAUACCCGGAAGGCCAACAGUGCAACGGCAGCGCUUCUCCUGUGAAGAAACGCGGUCGCCCUGCCAAAGCCGAAGACCCGGCCAGUUCUGAGAAAAAGGGAAAGCGGAAAAAGAAGGAUGAGGCGGAGGUUUCCGAGGAGGCGACGAAGGCCGCCGCCACAGCGGAGCCUGCGGUAGCUGUGGGAGAAGACAAAGGAAAAGCAGGCGGAGCGAAGCGAGGUCGUCCUCCUAAAGCAGCAGCGGCGUCGGAAACAGAAGACAAAAAAGGUGCAGAGGAUGACAGUCCGGCAAAGGAGAAGAAACCAAAAGAAGACCCCGCUCCGCCUCUCCAGAUUCCGUGCACGGAGUGUGACCUCGCCUUCCCCGGUUUGGUUCAGCUGCGCGCUCACAAGAAGGAAAAACACACCCCACGGAAAGCCCAUCCCUGCGAAGAAUGUGAAGAGAGUUUUGCCCGUCCCGAGCAACUGGAAGCGCACACGUCACGGGCUCACGCCGUCGGCCGCUUGUCCUGUCCGACCUGCGGGAAGAGCUUCAGCCGGGAGCGCACCCUGCUGGCUCACCAGAAGAGCCACCCGGAGGAGAAGCCUGAAAACCCUGAAAAGUCAGGCUCCAAUAGAUAAUUUAGACAUGGGUAGACCACAGAAUGUUUGUGGUUUUUCAGUAACUUAGUCAUAAAAUGUCCUUUUUUUUUUUUUCUUUGAAAUUUGGUCGAUACCACAGUUGAGAUGUUUUAAACAAACUGGGAACGGUUUGUAGAAUCAGGUUUUAGUCGGUUUUUAGUUUGAUUAUGAGUUGCUGAAGAUGGACACAUCUCAUAAGUUAACUAACCAAGUUUUAAACAUUUAUUACACUGUUUCCCAUGAAACAGUUCAGUUGUAUAAAGAAGCAAGUUUAAUUCACUUUUUAAAUGAUUUUGUUUUUAGUUUGAAGUGUGUGUUUUUGAAUUUAUUUGGCAUUUUCGGUUGAUUUACUCACUUUGUGAGGGUUUUUAUUUGUAAUUUUUUUUCAGUCUUUAUUUCCCCUGCCCUAACAAAUACAAGUACAUACUUUAAAUAAUUAGAUAUCUUGUAGAGAUGCUGUCUGAACAUUAGACUGUAUUUUAAAAGAAAUGUGUUAUGUACAGUUUCUGUUUUCAUUAUGGUUCUUAUUUUGCUUCUUAUCUUUUAAAUUAAAUUUCAAUGUCAAAAAAAUAAUAAUUCUGUGCUUUGCCUUGAAAGGACGGAGGCUGAACACUUCAGAUGUAAUCUACAGUGUUUGGCAUGUGGGUGGAAAAUAACCUUUAUAAUCCUGACUUUUCUUUUACUGGAAAUUUCUACAUCCUUUUUUUUUACUUGUUAAAGUAAUAUUUCCUGUCUUAAAAAGCUCCAGAUUCCCAUAAGAAAUUGUAUAUCAUAUUAUUCACUUGGUUUCUCCUCACUGUGUCUGAACACUGCAAACAUGUAAUAAACAGGCUGUCCCAAAGGGAAGCCACUGAUGAAAUAA